GUUAACGGUACCAAUGUAUCUACAAUGUCCCAUGAAUCCGUGGUUCAACUUAUCCGAAGCUCCGGUGAGACAUUGGGAAUGAAAGUGAUCACAGUACCGAAUACAUAUAAUCCGUCCAUGUCCUCGAUGAUCUCGUUGAAUCAAACUCAAGGCAUGGGUACGAUCCGACAAUCAGACAACCAUGCUCAUUUGAGAUCAACACUGAAUGAUUUAUCGGAUGCACCGGACAACUCCAGUGUCUAUUCGGCUUCCACGAAUGGGACAAUGCGACCCGGCAAUUUGGGAGAACGUAACCGACUGCGUUUGGCAAAUGAACCCGUGUUUCUGCGCAGUUUAUCAAAUCCUGACGAUUCAAAGUCCUCCGUAGACGGCAAACAUCGUUCCUCUAUAAAUCCUAAUGCGACAACUUCGAGUACCCAACCCCCGCCACCGCCACCACCACCACCUCUUCCCUCCUCUUUAUCAGUACCUGCUAGAUCACCAGUUUUGGGAACAGCAGCAACAUCAAAACCCCCACCCCCACCUCCUUUAUUACCAGUGGGUUCCUCGUCUGUCAUUACUAAUACAGACACUGAGGCAAAGCUUCAUUCUCCUGUUCGUAAAAAAGCAGAGGAUGUGUUUGAAGAAGAUCUCCCACUUCCUCCACCCCCAGAUUUGGGUAACACUUCACUUAGUCCACAAUCUGCUGGAAAUACCUGCCCCCUUAUGCAGAGUGUACUGAAUCGUUUCAACCACGCUGAGUCAGAGGGGUUGGGGUCGUUUGCAGAUCAUCUACGUGAAGCGGUAGAGCGUCGCAGACGAAAAAUUGAAAUGAACUUUUCCGAAGAAGACGAAUUCGACGAGGAUGACACAUCUCGUUCCACGUGUGGCAAACCGCCCAGAGCACAAAGCACCCUCUACUCUACCACACCUCAUCAAUCUAUGGGUUUAACACCAUCCAAAUCAAUUAGAACAGUGGAGGUGUCCAGUCCAAAUCGUGUAGCGAAUCGUGUAACAGCCAUUUCAAGUCCAGUGGAAGAGAAUUCAUUUAGAGCAGCGGCGGAAAAAUUUCAUGCCAAAGCCCUGGCUCGAACGUUAGGUAUGACAAGCACAAUACCACCCCCGGACAACUUCAAGGACACCAUCACUCCGCAACCAACUUCACCUAAACCGCCAGUAGCCCCAGCCAAGCCUCCAAUCGCAUCGAGCGCGGAUGGACCCAAGUAUGCCGGUUCCACCUUGGGCCGUAUCAACGGGGCCUCGAAAUUAUUUUUUGCAUAUGGAAUGAAUAGUCAACAGAAUGGACAAUCGUUAAACGGAAAUAAUGGCUUUCAUGGUAUAAACAGCUUGCGUGCCAAUUUUGAAAAACCAUCAACUGGGUCAUCAUCUAUUCCACCACCUCCACCAAUCUCAACCCGAUCACCGUCCAGUUUCAAAAGUGGACUAUAG
Messenger RNA from Echinostoma caproni, 1428 nucleotides. Lineage: Eukaryota; Metazoa; Platyhelminthes; Trematoda; Plagiorchiida; Echinostomatidae. The record is from the annotation of a GenBank genome assembly.